This is a messenger RNA of Carica papaya (papaya), 1833 nucleotides long. RefSeq names its product Glutaredoxin family protein. The record is from RefSeq and is a predicted model, not a curated record. NCBI's taxonomy places the organism in Eukaryota, Viridiplantae, Streptophyta, Magnoliopsida, Brassicales, Caricaceae.
UGACCAAAAAAGCCUGUUCUUUUCUUUUUUGUUUUCUUCUUCCUCUUUUCCUCUCUCUGAAAAUCAAAUUUCUAUCCAAACAAGUUCAUGUCUUUUUCCUGCUUUCUUCCUUUUCUUCCGUUCUACCCUGCUUCACGUUUGAAUCUUCUUUUUUUCAUUUAGUAUCUUUCUCUUUCCGUUUUCUUCAACAACCGACACCAUAUCUCCCGAUUUUCAUCCCAGAAAAACUCCGCCUGCGAAGCGAGGAAUAUCCACCUGAAGAAACGACAUCGCUUUUUAACCCAACCAUCGUCUUCUCUGCCCGCGAAUUACGCAUCCGACACCGCUCUGGGGUACGGUCUCUUAUCUGUCUUGUUUCUUGUUCUUGGUUUUGUUGGGGGCUGCGAAAGAUUUUAGUUUGUUUUUCAAUUCUGGGUUAGCCCUCGAUUUUUGGGAAGCUAACCCGAAGCUGAAAAAAGAAUUUUCCGCUGGAAGUUGUUGAAUUCUUUGUUUCUGUUUCGUUUCUUGAUUUGGGUUAAUGGCGGAAUUCGAAAACAACAUGGAAUUUACGGGAAAAGCUAAGUCUCGUCCAUCCUCUACCUCAUCUUCCUCCUUGUUCAGUCGUUCGCUUACCAUUCACGCGACCUCCAUUGAUGGAACCCCCAAAGCCUACCCCAAUCUCUCUCUCAACCGGACAACAUCCAUCACUAAAUUCUACAAUCCAAUUGAAUCGAUGGGGAGUUCGAUCAGAGGAAAGGUCAAGAACCUUUGCCGAUUAUUUGAAUCCUCCAAAUCCCCUAAAUCCAUUGCCAAUGAAUCACCGCAAACAAAGCUGAAAUCCGUGAAAUCCACCGUGCCUGAUUUUAGGGUCUCUCCUUUUUCGAGUUUCAACUGCUCUACCAUCCGGCUACCGGGCACGGAGGAUCGAAUUGUGGUGUAUUUCACUAGUUUACGAGGAGUUAGAAGGACAUACGAGGAUUGCUAUGCGGUACGGAUGAUAUUCAGAGGGUUUAGGGUUUGGAUUGAUGAGAGGGACAUUUCGAUGGAUUCAGCAUACAGGAAGGAAUUGCAGAGUGUUUUGGGGGAGAAGAAUGUGAGUUUGCCUCAGGUUUUCAUCAGAGGGAAGCAUGUGGGUGGUGCUGAUGUGAUCAAAAGCAUGUUUGAGAUUGGGGAAUUAGCCAAGAUUCUUGAAGGGUUCUCUGUUAGAGAGCCAGGGUUUGUUUGCCAGGGUUGUGGGGAUGUAAGGUUUGUGCCUUGUGGGAAUUGUAGUGGGAGUAGGAAGGUUUUUGAUGAGGAUGAGAAUAUGCUCAAGAGGUGCCUAGAGUGUAAUGAGAAUGGAUUGAAACGGUGCCCGGAUUGCUGUUCAUGAACAACCUGUUAAUAAAUGGUGAUUUGUUCCUCACAAAGGAUUUCAUCAAUGCAUAUAUUCUGAUGGUAUGAUUACAUUAUGAAUUCAAAAGAUAUUUUGAAUUCAUAGGCUUUUUCUUUUCUUCUUUUUGUUGUUGUGGAUUCAUCGGUAAGGAACUGAUGAUGCUUGAUUGUCAGAGUUGACAGGGUUAUGACAUUAUAAUAGCGUAUGUGAUCAAAAUGCAGAUUGGUUGAUGCAUUUUGAUUGAAUCUUAUGUUUAAGGAGAUUGGUUCUCCCUAUAAUUGAUUGUAAAUACUUAGUGUUAUAUGCUAUAAUGGAUGUGUAAAAGCUUGGAAAAACAAAAAAGAAAAAAAAUUUGUAAUGAUAAUGGGUUCAUUUAGUACCCUUGUCUAUGUUCAAUGCUUGUACUUAGAUGUUCUUAAGUUUUCAUAUCGAACAAUCUACUGCACUGGAGAUAUAUUUCCUAAUGCAUUAUCUUUGAAGUA